UUUGUUUCCAACACUGCCUGCAAAUUACAAGAAGACGCGAUAAUGACGACAGCAAUGUAGAGAUAUUGACCCAGUGCGACCAAACUUAUAUCUAGGCCUAGACCUAAAGCACAUCUUCGUGUGUAUCAGAUUUAGAAUAAUCAGUUGACAACGUUAAGAUACGCAUAAGAUUAAUAACGAUGAUGAUACAAUUAUUAUUCUUAAUUCCCUUGAUCGCUAUUGAUUAUGGUGCAUCAAUGAAAUUAGUAACGAGAAUUGUAGGAGGAAGACGUGCCUGUCGAGAUGAAAUCCCAUAUCAGGUUUCUCUGCGAAAUGAAAAUGACAUGCAUUUCUGCGGUGGAGUUAUAAUUAACAAGUAUUACGUGCUAACUGCUGCUCACUGUGUACCUAAUGCAAACACUUCGGGUUUAUCGGUCGUUGCGGGAACAACAGAUUUACAAAAACCGUAUUCAAGGCAUCUGGUUCAGUCCAUUUUCGUACACGAAGAGUACAAUCCCCCACCUUUGGCCAAUGAUAUCACUUUACUUAGGCUUCAAAAACCAUUAAAAUUUUCUUCUCGGAUAUGUUCUGUCAAUUUACCGAAACAAAAUCAAACUGUCAAGGGAGGCUCGAUAGCAGAAGUAUCGGGAUUCGGAAUAAUAUCUCCUGAAGGAGAGGAGGCUGGACAUUUAUAUGUUGUAGAUAAUAUUAUAACUAAUGACGCUUAUUGUAAAGAAUUGUUUGAUACAGCAGCAAAUAUAACCAUUGAGGAUACGCAAAUCUGCGCAAAUGAUCCAACCAUACAAAAGGGUGCAUGCGUGGGUGAUUCCGGUGGCCCUCUUACUGUCAAUGGACUACUAGUAGGGCUCGUCUCGUUUGGGCUUUAUCCUAACAUUUGUACUAGCACAGAAUAUCCCGCUGUGUAUACACGCGUUUCGUCGUACAUUGAUUGGAUAAAUAAGAAUAUGGAAAAAAUUUAACGAAAUAUAAUCUGUUUUGGUACUUA
Molecule: messenger RNA, 985 nt
Organism: Trachymyrmex septentrionalis
Lineage: Eukaryota; Metazoa; Arthropoda; Insecta; Hymenoptera; Formicidae
Product: chymotrypsin-2-like
Exons: 9
Coding region: 180-959 (259 amino acids)
Biological process (GO): proteolysis
Molecular function (GO): serine-type endopeptidase activity
Source: RefSeq, a predicted model, not a curated record